AUGGCUAAGACAAGCCAAGACCCCGCCACAGUGUGUGCUGAGCAUAUAGCUCUCAGCUCCUUCUUUUAUCAGGUUCCUGCCCCAGUCGUCCGAAAUGAAAUUAAUCAGUCGUCAGUCGAGCAAGGAAAUUAUGUUUUGCCUUUUUCAAAAGAGCGUGGGCUAACCGAAGUUCUUGCAUUCCUGGCAAAAACUAAGGAUGGAUGGGAUCAUAUACCUGCAGUUUGUGUAGAGCAAAACUCACCUGGAACAAAUUUGAAUGUCAUCCUAGCAAUCAACAAAAGAACCUAUGCUGAUGGAGAUGACCUUCUACAAAAGAUGAAAAGCAGGUUUGAAGAAAUUUUCCACGUACUUCAUGAUUCAAAAUAUGAAGUUGUAGAGAAAUCUGAGGUCCAAAGGGAGAUUUUUGCGUCAGUCAUCUCAAUGUGCUCACCGCGGGUACUAUGCCGGUUACGACUCGAGCGGAAGGCAAAUAAGAGGCCCGUUCAAGAUCUACUGCAGGAGGCCAUAUUUAGUAUUCGACGGAUUGAUUCUCAGAAACUUCACGGCAAAGGCUUAUCACUUACAUCCUCAUCAUUCAUCUCAGAGGCGAACAAGGUCAUACAACUAGUUGAUCGAUGGAUGAGGCACCAAAAUUCGGAUGAGCUGGGUGAUCUUGUGGAAGGAAUACAUCACUUGCAACAAACAGCACCACGCUUUUACGAUUUACUAGAUCUUAUCUCGAAUCAUGACAUGGAUCCGUGCUCAAGAUCCAGUUUAUUGAACAUCAUCAGAAAGGUCUCAAGAUACUGGGGAGCCGCCGGACAACUGUAUCGAACAGCAAAGGAAUUUCCACUGGUCCGUAAUAUGAAAAUUCAACUAGCAAGCCUACCCCAAAAGGCAUUCGAAAGUCAAACAAAUUCCAGCGAGCUUUCUGAACUAUCUUCAUGUUUAUCCAGGCAUGGAUUCGCUAAAGGGCAAAAACAUAGUUUGUCUCAAUUGUGCCGCAAUUUGAGAAUUGAUGAAAAGGCUGCUCAAGCCAGGUAUGAAGGAGCCCAAAAGGCUCUUUCAGCACCCAAAAUCCACGCAGAAAUUCAAAUCAUCGCUUUUUGCGAACUACAAGCCCUUAAUUUGUUUCCACGAGUGGUUAGUUCAAGCAAAGACGCUUGCUUUCUCUGCAACACUUUCAUUCAACUAUACGAACGAAUGCAUACCCCGAGAGCCCAUAAUCGGCUUUAUCCCGGCUGGAGGCUCCCGAGUCUGCCACAAUUUAGAGUCAUUCAGCAGAGACUCAAUAAAAGUCUUAUUGAAAGUCUUCAGCACAAUGUUUCAUUAGGUUUGGCUCAGGGGAAGCUGUCUGUUCAUCCGUGUCCUAAUGAAAGCAAUAUUCUUACCUCAUCGGCUUCGGGAACAACGAUGAGUAUGCCAGAGCCGGUGUCAGAGAGCCCAGAAGGACAUAUUUCUUCAAUUGCCCCGUCGUCUUUUACUUUGUCCGAUGAUCCACCUAAAUGUGGCCCUUCAUUGUCAAUCAGCCGACUUUCAAGCAAUGAGACUGCAUCCGGUAAUUCCAUUGAUACCGUUUACCUGCUUGAGGGAGAACCAGUCUACAAUUUU
Messenger RNA from Penicillium soppii, 1590 nucleotides. RefSeq lists its product as uncharacterized. The transcript is spliced from 2 exons. Lineage: Eukaryota; Fungi; Ascomycota; Eurotiomycetes; Eurotiales; Aspergillaceae. The record is from RefSeq and is a predicted model, not a curated record. The annotation marks the transcript as partial.